AUGACCUUCAUUACUACUUCACGUCCGUCAAUGCUCGUUCCGCUUCCUACAUUACUAUUUGCUGCCAUGAAAAACGAAAUCUUCACCACCAAAGAGAAGACGUCACUGAACCAAAAGUGCAAAGAACCGUUACGUCACAUCCUAUCAGUGAUCAUCGAUAUCUUUUUGUUGCUCUCCCUCCUCCCUGAAUUGCGUGUUGCGAAUAUCACUGACCACCAUCGUAUUUCCUCGACGCCUCAACAAAAUUCAGUCCCAAAUUCACAAAAUUCAGUCUUGGAAAAGUUCGAAAAUGCAAUUUCUCCAAGAAACAAACGGAUAAGGCAACAGAAACAUCGCGAAUUCUAA
Messenger RNA from Loa loa (African eye worm), 345 nucleotides. RefSeq lists its product as hypothetical. Lineage: Eukaryota; Metazoa; Nematoda; Chromadorea; Rhabditida; Onchocercidae. The record is from RefSeq and is a predicted model, not a curated record. The transcript is spliced from 3 exons. Bases 1 to 345 code for a protein of 114 amino acids.